AUGUCUUCUGAUUUCAAGGUGCACGCCAAUGACAAUGCCCCCAUUGCUGAGCAGCAAGACGUGACAAAUGCAGUCAGUCCCGAUACUGAGAAUGUCGAUAAGUUCAAGAACGAGGUCGAAGGCUCCGAGAAAAGCACAGACGGACCCUGCAUGGAGACAGCCGUCAAGAUCAUGCAAAUCCUGCAGAGUUACAGCGUCAACUGCAAGGACAACGGUACACUCUGGGAAGACCUCGAGACGUUUCUACCGACUAUCACGGCCUGCAUAGAGAAGGAUGAGCCCGUGCGCAUGGCCCUACCAGCGUUUCCCUUCAAGUCGCCAAACAGCCAGCAAAAGUCCAUGGGCAUUCUUCCUGAUUUGGGCGAGGAGCUGGCGUUAAACCAUCUGAACGGUCUCUGCCUGAAUAUUGCCCAGGUGUAUGAGCACGGUGCUGAGGUGCAUAUUAUUUCAGAUGGGCUUGUUUAUAAUGACCUCCUUGGCGUCCCGGACGAAGUGGUCUGGGAAUAUGGCGAAGCCCUCCGCCAAAUCGCUGUCGACCAUAAACUGCAACAUCUCCGCUUCAUCCGGGUCGUUGAUAUCCUGGAGCACGACCAAUGCCCGACAGACGACCCGAAGUCGGCCAAGGAGUUUUACCUAACUCACGCCCCGUGCUUCAGGCGAGAGCUCAUCCUGCGCUUCGGGGAUCCCACCUUCGACCCCCGUGCCGCCAUCAAAUCAGACAUGGACGUCUGUUCGACCUAUCGCGGCUACAUACGGUUCUUAUCCAAGGACCUUGCCCAUCGGUUUACGUCGCAUAGCAAGAGUGCGAAAGAGGCGGCCAUUACCCCCAUUGCGCGCGCCAUGAUCUCUCGUGGCCAGGUGUUUGCUUCAGCCAUUCGGAAUCAGCGGGGGAGCUAUGUGCGGCUCUCUAUCCACCCAUCAAAGAACUCCCGGAAGCUCUCUGUUCCUCUGAUACCCAAUGGGCAAACUGCCGGUAUCGGCCACACCCCUUGGCAUUCAAGCAUUGCUGUCGGCGCGGAUGGUUCAUAUUGCGCUACGCAUGCCGACCAGGUUCGCAACACUCAUGACCUCAUCUUCAAGGAUGGGCGUCCAUACUGCUUCCGCGAACGCUCAGAGCUAUUUGAUUGGGGUUCCGAUGGCCUUGAAGUUACAUUCGAGCACCUGUAUCCGUGCGGCCUUAUUAUUCGUCCUGUAGUCACUGACGAUCAAGACCCGCCUUCAAUCCGCCUCAUCCCAAUGCGCAAGGUCCGUAAGCUCUCCGCCAACCUGUCACCCGUCAUUCUCCGAGGUUUUGGUGACACCCACAUGGAGGAAGUAUUCAUCGAAACAGCCACCAAACUAGGCCGCAUCACCACCUGGAGCGAAAACAUCAUCGUUAAAGUCCGCGACUCCGGAAGGCAGGACAAGCAAAACAACAAUGUUAAGUCCAACGAGGCCAUGCCCAUGCAUUUCGACGGAAUGUUCCGUUUCAAGCACGAGAUUGACCCUGUUACAGGCGAAGAAGUCCGAGUGCAGGAUAUCCCUCGAUAUCAGUUCUUCACGUGCCAAGCUGCGGCGGCCGAAGACGAUGGGUUCACGCUCUUCGCUAGCUCGCGCCUCUUCAUGCGGUAUCUUCCUGAGCCCUGGACCGUUGAGCGACUGGAGAAAAUAACCUGGAGCAUGGAGAAUGACGGCUUCUGGGACGCGAAGGUGUAUAAUCUUCCGCUUGUCAUUAAGCAUCCUGAUACUGGCCUCCCGUCACUGCGAUGGCACCAGCCUUGGGGAUCGAAGGAUACCAAGUUCAGUACCUGCGACGUCACCAUUGAUAACGAUGAUGUGAGACUCGUCGCCCUGGUUGAUAAGCUGACGUACGAUUAUCGCGUCUGCAAGCGCUUUUCGUGGCAAGUUGGCGACGCGCUUGUUAGUGAUAACAUCUCCAUGCUGCAUACAAGGACUGCGUUUGAGAGUGGUUGCAAUCGAGAGCUUUGGCGGAUUCAUUGCGACUAG
Aspergillus nidulans FGSC A4 is the source of this 1986-nucleotide messenger RNA. RefSeq names its product isocyanide synthase xanB (gene xanB). The transcript has 4 exons. Gene Ontology annotation, molecular function: oxidoreductase activity. The record is from RefSeq and is a predicted model, not a curated record. Bases 1 to 1986 code for a protein of 661 amino acids. NCBI's taxonomy places the organism in Eukaryota, Fungi, Ascomycota, Eurotiomycetes, Eurotiales, Aspergillaceae.